AUGUCGAUAGCAGCGGAGAAGAAAACCCCGCCGGUUUACAGCGAGCCUCAUGUUGCAGGACUCUCGGGUUCCAGAAGCGAAAAGAAAAGAGAUGAUGUUCAUCUGGCGCGGUUGGGCAAGAAGCCGGUUCUUCGCCGCAACUUUGGACUGCUGUCGAUGCUUGGAUUUAGUUGUACGAUUCUCGUCACUUGGGAAGGGCUCACUUGUUUGUUUCUUCAGCCCUUGACCAAUGGCGGUCCCGCGGGCGCAGUCUACGGCUUCAUCUUCGUCUGGAUAGGCACCGCUUGUGUCUUUGUGGUUCUGUCCGAGUUGGCUUCCAUGGCUCCAACUUCCGGGGGCCAGUACCAUUGGGUCUCCAUGUUGGCUCCUCGCUCGAGCGUCAAGUUCCUGAGUUACAUAUCUGGCUGGCUCACCGUCAUCGGCUGGCAGGCAACCUUCGCGACGGCCUGCUAUCUCACCGGCACGAUGAUCCAAGGCGUCGCCAUCCUCACGCAUCCGGAUUACAUCCCGGCCUCCUGGCAUCCGACAUUCUACUACUGGGCCGUUGUCGCUUUCGCGCUGGCAAUCAACGUCGUCGGGCGGGGUGUGCUCCCCAGAUUCGAGACGCUAAUGCUCGCCGUCCAUCUCCUCGGUUUCUUCGCCGUCUUGAUUCCACUCGUUUCGCUGGCUGAGAAGAGCUCGACUGCAGAUGUGUUUGCCCAGUUCGUCAACCAAGGCGGCUGGUCGUCGGACGGGCUGUCGUUCUUCGUCGGGCUAAUCGGGUGUGUUUUUGCGUUUGCGGGUGGUGAUGCUGCUGUCCAUAUGUCCGAGGAAAUCGAAAACGCGACCGUCGUCGUCCCCCGCUCCAUCCUCCUCAGCGUCCUAAUCAAUGGCUCCCUCGGCUUCGGCAUGCUCCUCGCCGUCCUCUUCAGCCUCGGGGACCUCGAUGCAGCGCUUGCCUCUCCAACCGGAUACCCGUUCAUGGAGAUCUUCCUGCACGGGACGAGCUCGGUCGCAGGCGCAGCAGCCAUGACCUCCAUCAUCAUCACCGUCUGCAUCUGCUCCUCGACCGGCAUGAUGGCCGCGACAUCGCGUCAAUUCUGGUCCUUCUCGCGCGAUCGAGGUGUGCCCGGUUGGAGGGUCUGGAGUCGGGUGUCUACCUCGACCGCGAUCCCGAUAUGGUCUGUUCUGCUGACGACGGUCGUGUCGGUGCUGCUCGCGCUGAUACCAAUUGGUUCGGCCGUUGCGUUCAACGACCUCUGCGCUAUGUCUAUCUCCGGUCUAUAUCUGUCGUACAUUCUCGUCGCGGGUCUACUCUUGUGGAGGCGAUUGACGAACGAGAUAUCCGUUCCCGCCGUGUCGCUAUUAGCCUCUGAUGUGGACUCUGUCGCCGAAGAACCGGUCAAUACCAUCGGCGCGAAACUCGUCUGGGGCCCUUUCCAUGUCCCAGGCAUCUGGGGCGUUUUGAUUAACAUAUUCGCCAUCAUCUACGCGCUCAUCGCUGUGUUCUUCAGCUUCUGGCCGACUUAUAGCUCUGUCACUCUGGAGACGAUGAACUUUAGUGUUGUGGGCACGGUCAGCGUGAUUCUGCUGAGUGUGCUGUACUAUUUCGUUCGUGCGCGCCAUGUCUAUACCGGGCCGAUUAUCGAGACGAGUGUGGGUGUCAGACCAAGCCAUGGCUAG
Aspergillus mulundensis is the source of this 1662-nucleotide messenger RNA. RefSeq names its product putative GABA permease. NCBI's taxonomy places the organism in Eukaryota, Fungi, Ascomycota, Eurotiomycetes, Eurotiales, Aspergillaceae. Gene Ontology annotation, biological process: transmembrane transport. The transcript has 7 exons. Gene Ontology annotation, molecular function: transmembrane transporter activity. The record is from RefSeq and is a predicted model, not a curated record. The coding region runs from base 1 to 1662 and encodes 553 amino acids. Gene Ontology annotation, cellular component: membrane.